CAUCGCUAAUACAGUGAUAACGCGAACCCUGAAGCUAGGAAAAGUAUUCGGGUUAUAAUAAUUAUAUUACAGAUUUAUUUUAAGAUUUAGCUGCGUUUAUUUGCUAUUUAUGAGUCUGGGUGAUUUAUCUGAAAGUGAGGGUGAUGUCUCAAACAGGACAGGACAGACAGGCUCAUGGUGAGAGUGUGAAGAAGGAUGAUGGACGUGCUGAUGGAUCAGAGGAGUGUGUGAGGAGGAAGAAGAUGAAGGAGGAGGAGGAGGAUAAUGAUGAUGAAGAUCCUCUGCGGGGUUUAGUCCUCUCUCCUCACACUGUACUGGAUGAAGCUCAUCACACAGGCAGGUUAAAGUGCUCCACCUGCGGCUCCUCCCGCCUCCUCUACUGCUACACCUGCUGCUGCCUGGUGGGACUCAACCCUCAACUCAUCCCCAACGUCAAGCUUCCUGUAAAGAUUGACAUUAUUAAACACCCGAAUGAGACGGAUGGGAAGAGCACCGCCGUUCACGCUAAACUCAUCGCACCGGACCAUGUUUCCAUUUACACGUACCCCUGCAUCCCUGAGCUGAACACACACAAUGUGGUUCUGGUGUUUCCAGGUCCAGACUCCAUGACGGUUCAGGAGUUGGCGGAUUAUAUCAGUCAGAACAAGAGGAAAAGAGGAGCAGAGAGAUCGGCUGAGGAGAGAGACACCAAGAAACCCAAGCUGGAGGAGAUGAUCAACAGCUCACACUCGCACACACACUCGCACACACACACGUCAGAGAACACGGAACACACACAGGAAGACACCCGUCCGGUUCAGAGGGUCAUCUUUAUCGACAGCACCUGGAACCAGACCACUAAAAUCAUUUCAGACGAACGACUACAAGAUUUGCCACGUGUGGAGCUGAAAUCGAGGAAGACGUGUUUCUGGCGUCACCAGCGAGGAUCUCCCGACACGUACUUAGCCACCAUCGAGGCCAUUUAUUACUUCCUGAAGGAUUUCCACAUCCACUGUUUAGGGAGAGAGUAUAGAGGAGAGUACGACAACCUGCUCUUCUUCUACAGCUUUCUACACAAACUGAUCCGAAAAGCCAAACAGGGCAGAGUGUGAGGAGGAGAACACACACACACACACACACACACAGACACACACACACACACACCCUCUCUCCAUGAUCAGUGGUGUUUCAGUACUCAGUCCUCCACAGUAAAUCCACUGUACACUCACCUGCCCUCUCUCUCUCCC
Ictalurus furcatus (blue catfish) is the source of this 1226-nucleotide messenger RNA. It is a transcript of the gene dtwd1, whose product is annotated as DTW domain containing 1. Gene Ontology annotation, biological process: tRNA modification. Gene Ontology annotation, molecular function: tRNA-uridine aminocarboxypropyltransferase activity. Gene Ontology annotation, cellular component: nucleus. Bases 144 to 1091 code for a protein of 315 amino acids. Lineage: Eukaryota; Metazoa; Chordata; Actinopteri; Siluriformes; Ictaluridae. The record is from RefSeq and is a predicted model, not a curated record. The transcript has 5 exons.